AUGGAUAAAACCAUCGAUUUCUUAGAGAAUGCAGACUUACAACCAAAAUAUGUCGAGGACAAGAAAGGUAGAAAUCCGUUAAGUGGUAUUAUAACGAUAUUAUAUUUACCAUUAUUAUUUAUUUAUUUAUAUUAUUCAAUUCAGCCACAAUAUCAACCAUUACCAUCAUGUUGUGCAUGUGCAAGUCAUGCAACUCCAUUGGAUUCGUGGAUUUAUAGAGCAAAUACGGAUCAAUGUAAAAAUAGUACAGAGUGUAAAAGUUAUAUACAGAAAAAGUUAACAUUAAAUUGUGACGCUACACUAUCAUAUUUACCAAUACCUGAUACCAAUUUAACAAUGAAUAUUGCUAGUGUUGGUUGUAUAGAUUUAAAACCAGGUGAUACCUGUAGUGCCGAAUGUUUACAAGUAUCACAAAGUUGGCAAACAUCCUUAGAUUAUACAAAUCCCGAUAACUCUUAUCAAGCCGUUAUAAGGUGUCCAUUAAGUGUGGGUGUUUGUGACUUUAAAGCUGUAUACAGUAAUCAAGAAACAGUGCCCCAUGGAGUUUGCAGAUAUCCCGAAUUAAGUGGUAUUUUAACAGUACUUGGUUCAGGUCUUGGUUUGCUUAACGGUUUAUUGAUUACUAUGAGGGUUAUGUUAAGAACAUUUUGGAAUAGAAUCGGCGCUAAUAAUACAAGGAAUGGGAAUAUAUAUGAUUAUUGGAAGGGUGUAAUAAUAGGUGCGUUAUUCAAUUAUUUUGGAAUCUUAUAUUUAUCUUUAGGUAAAGGUGUUACGAAAAGAAUGAGAUAUGGUGGUCAAUUAUCUAUGGGUUUUUUAAUAAUGUUUUUUAAGUCUCCAUUUGUAAUUUAUUUAGUUCAAAUAUUUUCAUCUUUUUGGACUCCUAUAGCAAUUUUGAUGAUAUUGGGAUUCAUCUCUAUUGGUAUCAUCAUCCGUACAAUCUAUAAUUUAGUGGUUUUAGAAAUGAGAUCUAGAAAUUGCGUAGUUUUAUCUCAAGGCCCAAUAGAACAUUUUGGUAAUCAAGAUGAAGAAAAUCCAAACGAAAAUUAUUAUUUAAAAUACUAUCAACAACCCGAAAGGCUAAAGCCAGUGCCAUAUACAACAUGGAGAGAUUUCUUCCAAGGUCUAUAUAUGAAUAUCUUUUCUUUAGUUCACCUCCGAGCCAAAUCGUAUCGACGUUACUCUGGUUUGAAAAAUGGCUUCUAUGUUUCAAUUUCUUUAACAACUAUAACGCUGGUAUGGGCUUUGCUAUAUGGUUUAUGUGGAUGGGAAUAUAUAACAUACAAUUUCCCAUUUCCAUUAGUACCAAUUAAAACGAAUGGAAAUAUAAAGGAUUUAGAUAAUAAAUUACCACAAAGUUUUAAUAUUGACGAUUUUUUUAAUAAUAAUAGUAAUGAUAACAAUGCAAAUAAUAAUAGCAGCAAUGCAUCAAGCUAUUCAUUAUCAACCUCAGGCUCAAAUGAUCAUUCAUCCUCUUCUAGUAUUAUACCAUCAGCAAAUCAAAAAGCAGUAACAUUACAACAACUUUUAAGUAUAGCAUUCCUUCAAUCAGUAUAUUAUGUGGUUUCAUGGGCUCUAGUAAUGGUUAUAGUAUUUCACUUUUCAUUGUUUUUAAAGUAUCUACCAGAGAAUUCAAACUUUUUAUUAUUCAAGAAAAAGAAGCAUGGUAAUAAAAUCGACUACAAGUUUGGAUUUCUUGUUGGAAUUGCUCCGGUAGUUUUAAGUAGCUUUUUCUUUUUCUACUUUGAAUUUUACCCAUAUUUAAAUCUACCUUUACCAGACUCACCAGAUCUAUGCGCAUAUCCAAGUUGGACACUAGUCAUACCGUUUUUAGGGCUUAUACCAGGAUUUUUUUGUUUUAUAUUUGCAGUUUCAGAAAGAUUCAGAUCAGGUGUUUUAUCAGCAAUUGGAGUAUCAAUACUAUUCUUUGGUAUGGGUGCCACUAUAUUACUAUUAAACUAUUGUAUAGAUCCAUACCAAGACCAAUUCAAUCCAUUGGCCUGGUUUAUUUCGUUAAUUGGUACCUUUAUUAUUGUUUAUGGUAGUAUAAGAAGUGACCAAAUUUUAAUUCUUGAUAAAAAGAAAGAAAACCCAAGAUUCCUAGAGGAAGAAAGAUUAUUAAGUCCAACUCCAAUCAAAAAUAUUACCGAAGAUGUCUAUGUUGAUCAUAGUUUUGACAAUAAUUCAAAUUCCUCAAAUAGUAUGCAUAAUAGUAUCUUAAAUUACAAUAGCUUUAAUGAAAAUAAUUUUAUAGAACAAAUCAAUCAAGAAUCUAAAAAUGAUAUUUAUAUUAAUAUUAAUAGUAACAAAAAUAAUAGUGAUAAUAACAAUAAUGAUAAUAAUAAUAAUAAUAAUAAUGGUGGUGAUUAUAACUAUCAGAUGUAA
Messenger RNA from Dictyostelium purpureum, 2382 nucleotides. RefSeq lists its product as uncharacterized. The coding region runs from base 1 to 2382 and encodes 793 amino acids. The transcript has 4 exons. Lineage: Eukaryota; Evosea; Eumycetozoa; Dictyosteliales; Dictyosteliaceae. The record is from RefSeq and is a predicted model, not a curated record.